ACCCUCCGUAGGGCUACCCCCGCGCCACUACUACUCCCGCCAUUUCGUCGCCGAUCCACUGAGAAGGUCUGAACGGGACCUCACCACUUCCGAACAGCAGCCGCUCUUCCCAAUGCCGACGCGGAGGGAGAUAUUGAGGAUGCUACGUCACAGCAAGCCUGGCGUGCUGGUGUUCUGGUCGCCAUUUCACGACCCCCGGGUGCACGAGAAUGCCCCGGCUGGUGUUCACGUGACCACCGUUCGUGCCCUGGAUGAGUCUGCCCCGGGCAAACCCGUAGCCUACAGUCUUCUGGACGUAAAGGACUCCAACCACUUCCACCUGAACCACGUGACCGGAAACCUGACCACGGCGCGGCCAAUCACCAGGAAGGUCGGCGACAAGUACGUGGUGAUCGUGGCCGCCGUGAGUCAAGGGGUGACGGAGGUGAAGACGAUGCAGAUCGAGGUGACAGUGCCGAACCAGUACCCGCCUCGGUUCGAGCACCCGGUGUACCGCGCCGAGGUGCAUCAGACCCGUACCCGGCCCGGGUACAGGGUACUGCAGGUUCGCGCCCACGACCCGGACCCGGUGCCGUACAACGCCGAGGUCUAUUACCGCCUCGAUGCCGGACCAGAGUCCACGAGGGCGCUCAGGUACGUCGCCCUCGAUGGCAUCACGGGCGAAGUGAUGCUGAACCGCAGCCUGUCGGAUGUCGGGGACUCCACGAUUGCAUUCACCGUCGUCGCCGAAGACGGCGGUUCGCCCAUGAAGCAGGACCGAGCGCGCGUGGAAAUCCUAGUCAAGACCAUCUCCGAUCCCCAGAACACCCGGGCCGUCGUGUUGAACGAAACCAGCGUUCGCAUCUGUUGGCAGCGACCUCUGUACGGCAACGUGUCCGGCUACGUGGUCAAGUACAGGGCAGCGUUGGAGAACGUCACCUCGUACGUCAACGUCACGACAGGAGCCGUCGACAAGUGCGUUCCGGUGCACGGACUCCGGCCCUGGACCGACUAUGAGUACCGCGUGUACGCCUGGAACGGUAAAGAAGAGGGCAUCGGCAGCCCUGUCGACAGAUUCGUCACCCGCAUCGACUACUGCGUCAUGAACGUCUGCAAGCACGGCGCCUGCGAGGCCACGGAUGCAUUGCCCGGCUACCGUUGCCUGUGCGACCCGGGCUUCUAUGGAGAUGCCUGCGAGCACUUCGACCCGUGCUCCGAGAACCCCUGCAAGACGUUCGGCACCUGCGUCAACACCAGCCACGGCGAGUACCGCUGCGACUGCUUCACAGGUUUCUCCGGUCGCAACUGCUCCGACUUCAAUCCGUGCCUGCUGAAGCCUUCCGCUUGCCUCCACGGUGGGGUGUGCCAGUCGAACGCGUCGCACAUGUUCACUUGCCACUGCGUGGACGGCUACUACGGCAAGACGUGCCACCAGUUCGAUCCUUGCUUCUCGUCUCCCUGCUUACACGGCGCCCGCUGCCUGAACGAGUCGGAUGUGAAGUUCAGCUGCCAGUGCAUUCCGGGAUAUGCGGGAGAGCUGUGUGAGGAGAAUAUCAACGAGUGCCUCUCAAGCCCAUGCAAGAACCGCGGCGAAUGCGAGGAUGGGAUAAACAGCUUUACCUGCCACUGUCCUCCUGGCUACGCUGGUCCGUUGUGCGAGCUUAGAGACACGUGCCCGGACGAAGUGCAGCAAACGGACAAGGGCCCCUUCCACUGGCAGCCCACAGCUCACGGCUCGGUGGCGAAGGUCGAGUGUCCCUACGGAGCCUACAACCCGGCUAGCGAGUACAAGUACGCGCGAAGGAAGUGCCGCCUUUUGGCGGACGGGCAGACCAGCUGGAUGAAGGUCUCGGCUCAGCACUGCCGAUACAAGAGCUUCCAGGCGGCUGAGAAUAUCACUUCCGAGCUGGAAUUUCUGACGCACGACCCUAGGAGCAUCCGACCGGAUCAGCUACAGGGCUUCGCUGAAAAGAUCGAGCCUGUCGUCGACUACGCAGUCAAGGACAUUAAGAUUGCUCAAGCCAUGAUUCACGUGAUCAGCAAUUUCCUCGCCCUGAACGACAGCGUCAUCAAGGAGGGAGAUGCUGAUGGGAUUGCUGUCGAAAAGCUGAUCUCAGUGGUGGAGAGGUUCACGUCCGAGGUGGUUCUCGACUCGGGAGCUCUCAUCAUCGAGAAUGAGAACCUGGUCGUCAAGGCGGUCGCGUGGUCGCCUAAGCUUCUCUCUCAGGGCCGGGACUUCCUCACCUUCUCACUGCGCUCCAAUGGAGACCACUACCUGCACGAGGACUUCUCGGGGGACGCCGAGGAACAGGACGGCGGCGACAACAUUGUGAUCACCAUUCCGUUCGAGGCACUGUCGAUGGCGAUCAACAGCUCUCGACUCGCUGCUGGAGAACCCUACCGGCCCGUGCACGAAGUGGAGAAAGGGCCACGGAUAUCGUUCGUAUCCUAUCGAAACGACAAGUUUUUCCGACCGGCUCGGCCAAACGACAAGUCCCUGGUCAGCGCAGGGCAAGUGGUCCUGUCUGCGAAGAUUGGUGACAGCAAAAUCGAAAACCUCACGGAUCGAUUGGUAUAUUCCUACCCCACCUACAGUGCUGCAAGCUACAGCUGUGCUUUCUGGGAUGGACAUCGAAAGGAGUGGUCCACUGCCGGCAUUACGACCAAUAGGUCGGGAAACGUAACUGUGUGCAGCUCAAGUCACAUGACUGCAUUCUCCCUGCUGCUGGAUCCUUUGCCAGGGAUGGCCAUGGCACCGCACCACUACCGCGUUCUCUCGCUCAUAUCCUACGUCGGCUGCAUCAUGUCCGUCGUCGGCUUGUUCUUCACCAUAGUGACUUACGCUAUUUUCAGGUGCCUGAACAAGGAUCGCUCGGGCAAGAUCCUUCUCAACCUAUGCUCCGCCAUGUUGCUACUGAACCUGUCAUUCCUUCUGGGUUCGCUACAUGAGCGGUUCCCGAGGCUCGAGCUAUGCAUGGGUGCGGCCGUGGCCACGCAUUACUUCCUGAUCGCCUGUCUCGCCUGGAUGGGUGUAGAGGCGGCCAACAUGCAUCAGAUGUUGGUGCACGUGUUCGCCACGUCCGAGACGUGUUUCAUGCUCAAGCGUGUCCUCAUAGCAUGGGGCAUUCCAGCUGCGAUUGUUGGAACGUGCCUUUUCAUAGACCUGGAGCCGUACAGGAGUCAAGAUGACUACUGCGUGUUAUCAUCGAGAAACCCGUGGAUCUACUACGUCGCAUUCCUCGGCAUCUCUUCCUGCAUCCUCUUCGUCAACUUGAUCGUCUUCAUCAUGGUCACAAGAGUGCUCUUCAAACCGCGAAUGACAGGAGCCGCCACCUCGAAGUCCACCAACCAAAACUCGACAUCCGCUUCCAGUUCCGGUGCUACCAACAACCCUCUACCGAUCACCGCGGCCCAAGUUCGCGGCGCCUUCACUGUCAUGACUCUGCUCGGCAUCACGUGGAUCUUCGGCAUCUUCGCCGUGGGCGAAGCCCGGACCGUGUUCCAGUACGUCUUCUGCGUGUGCAACUCGAUGCAGGGCUUCCUCAUCUUCGUCGUGAGGGUGCUCCAGUAUCCGGAGGCCCGCGCAGCCUGGUCUCAGCUCGCCACCACGGGGACCUUCAAGAAGCACCGCGGAGUGCCCGCGGGCUCCUGGAGCGCAAACUCGAAUCCCAGCAAGCGCAACGGCCACUCCUCCAUGGUGCGGGUCACGUCCACCAGCACGGAUAGCACGAGCACCGUGGUGUUCAACAGCAAUAUGUGGAACAAGGCGGAGAACGGUGGGCCCGCCACUUCCAAGACCGACAGGCUACCGCGCUUCUCUAGCGUCGGAAGCCUGCUCAAGAACUGCAACGUGCAGAGGGACGACAAGCUGACCAACGCUGGGACACUGUCCAGGAAACAGAAGUCCAAGGUGAUCACUGAAGAGCCGGACGUCAAGGAGAACCGCAAGGAAUUCUAUUCCGGUGACGACCAAGUCGCAGCGGUAGUCCCGAGCCUCUACACUGGCCAAGAGCAACACAUCAUGAAGAGCAGCAGCCUGAACGUGUCUUCUGAUCCGCUCAACUACAUCGACCAAGGCUCACACAGUGCAGCUAAUACGCUCACUUUCGCGACCAGCCAAAAGGCACACAUCCUUUUCGCCUACGCCGGCGCUGAAACGACACCCAUACGGAUCAACGGCGUCGUACACUCACCAGAAGAGAAGCCGAGGCUCGAGUCCUUCAGCACGUUCCAGAGGCCCUCGCCAGUCCCGAGCGCGCCUCAGAUUCCGGAGCUGCCCCAAACCAGGAGUUGUACCGCGGCAGAACAAAGCGUCAUUGCCGCUUCUGAGAACACUUUGAUGCGGAAGUCGCUAAAGACGUCAUCUGGCGAAGAAACAUCAUUUCCGGUUACAGAUGGAGGUGUCACUACAGUCGUAUCUUGAUGAACUAGCCCCGACGACCACUCGUUGCAUGUGUACUGGCAUUUCUUGAGGACCUAAGUCGGCGACAGACUAAAGGACAGAGUGCCUUCUAGACCUAAACACACCAACGGUAGGCGCGGAGCUCCGUAUUCUAGAAAUGUGUGCUGUCCGCAGCCUUUUCCACCAGCUGCGACCACUGCUAAAGACAGUGUCUUGAAACUGAAAGCUCAGUUUCUUAAGUCAGAGUUCUACGGCAUGGAUGUUUCAAGAUCAUGGCUAAAACGCCUUCACGUGCUUAGGUUUCUGAGUGGAGGAUCUCAACACGGACCGAUACGUUGCCUUCCGUUCAGAACGACCUGGCGCGGCCACGUGAAUUCACAGUUGGUGCGUCCUGCUAGCUGUCGUCUUCCUAAAAACAAUGAUCUCAACAUUUCCUGAAUCAGACGCUGAUUGUUAUCUGCCGUUCUUUCUUAUGCGCUACCCAAUUUCAACACCCUCACCUGGUAAUAAGUGCAGCAGGUUUGAAUAUGGCGGUUUGUUACAGACGCCGCACCCUUCGAGAGACUAUGCGGGUCCUUGAAAUAUUUUUUUCUGAUGAUAUUUUCUUUCUUUUUGUGCACCUUAUAUAUGAGACAAAUCAAAAACUGGCAGGCUCACUGAACCAGUUAUCUACUUUCAUUCCUGCCUUUCGGUCACCCGAAUUACCCAUUUCCUCUUCGCUAUGAGAAGAGCGAUCAAGACGUUGUGAUUUUACUUGAGUGAAUGGGAGUUGUGAGCUUUUGCUAUAGGGGGCACUUAUUUCACUGGUAAGUAUGCCAUCCUUUCCGUGAAAUAUUGUGGAGCGCUUGUAUAUUCUGAACUGUCUCUUAAUCGCUAAACACGUUUAUAUAUUAUAGAAAAAAAUUAUUUUGCAUGGAGAUUCUCAUCUCACUCACAAGGUCUUGUUCCGCGUCGUCAUCUAUGUCCUCUUCUACGAAUGUAUAUUGAUGUAACCAAUGAAAAUCACGAGCGAUUGUUUGAAAGAUGUUAAGCAACAUUUGUGUACAAGCAAACAAGUUCUUUCUACAACGUCUGUGAACACUGCCUGUACUGGUGCAGUAAGAACCGGUGAUGUUUAAAAUUUUUAAGUAAAAUGAAUUUUACGUCACACAACUCGAAAUUGUCUUAUGUUUUACAGCGAGGCAUUG
Messenger RNA from Rhipicephalus sanguineus (brown dog tick), 5568 nucleotides. RefSeq lists its product as uncharacterized. Gene Ontology annotation, biological process: G protein-coupled receptor signaling pathway; cell surface receptor signaling pathway; homophilic cell-cell adhesion. Lineage: Eukaryota; Metazoa; Arthropoda; Arachnida; Ixodida; Ixodidae. The record is from RefSeq and is a predicted model, not a curated record. Gene Ontology annotation, cellular component: membrane. The coding region runs from base 113 to 4402 and encodes 1429 amino acids. Gene Ontology annotation, molecular function: calcium ion binding; G protein-coupled receptor activity; protein binding. The transcript is spliced from 20 exons.